This is a messenger RNA of Polyodon spathula (Mississippi paddlefish), 2950 nucleotides long. RefSeq names its product transmembrane and coiled-coil domains 4 (gene tmco4). The transcript has 14 exons. The record is from RefSeq and is a predicted model, not a curated record. Lineage: Eukaryota; Metazoa; Chordata; Actinopteri; Acipenseriformes; Polyodontidae.
AUGAUUCUUGUUAGAAGUACAUUGCGUGUCAGUGUGUCUGGCGGUUAUUGCAGGGUUGUGUUGACGAGGUCGGUUAUCGUGACAUUGUUCUCACUUUGUAGAUAGAAAGAACUCUUUGUUCUGCUUGACAAUUACUGAGAAACGCGGCGCUGCCUUCCGCUGCCGCUUGAAUCGUUUGGGUGACGCAAAGGGGGCGGUCCGCGUUUGUGACGUUGCACGCAAGUCCCCUAUAUCGGUCUAGCGGAAGGGUGGGGCUUGGUGUCGACUGAGUGAAACUUUGUAAACUUUAACCCAGGGACGGACAAAUAAACAGAAAGUCAAAUUAAGAGAAUUAACGGGUCAGGAAACCAUGGAAACAGAAGAAAGCAGUGCACCGGCAGGCGGUAGCGACGAGAAAGCGGGCCCGGCGACUCCAGAUGGAAACGCCAACGUGCUCGGCCUGGCGAGUCUGGAGGGAGGGGGCGGGAUCACGGUGGGCUCGGGGGCACUGAUUGGUCGGCUGCUUAGCGAACCGGGUCGCUUCGCCUACGCGGGUCUGUGUGGGAUCUCGCUGGCACUGCUCUUCCCAGGUAGAGCUCACAGGUGAGGGGGAGUGAGGUACAGGUAUAGGGAGUGUGGUAAAGGCUGGCUCGCUCUCUGCGACUCUGUGCUGCCCGUGAUGGAGGCGUUUGGGGAGGGGCUGGGUGGGGAGGAAGGGCCCGACACCUUCGUCUCUUUGCUGCUGGAGGAUCCCGAGCUGCACGGCCGCCCCCUCCUCAUCACACAGGAUCUCGUUUCAUUCGCAGUUAAAGAUGGUUACUAUGAUGCCCGCGCCCGCGUGCUGAUUCGCUACGUGACCUGCCUGCUGCGCGUCACCUUGGAAGAGCUGGAGCAGUACGAGGACACGCUGGUGCAGAGCCUGCAGGAGAAGAGAGGAGAGGGAGAGACAGAGGAGCAGGGCUCAGCCCGCAGACGCAGGGAGAGCCGGAAGAAGCUGAGACGCUACCUGCUGAUCGGACUCGCCACUGUGGGGGGGGGCACUGUGAUCGGUCUGACGGGGGGUUUGGCGGCCCCCCUGGUUGCCGCGGGCGCCGGUGCGGUGAUUGGCAGUGCCGGGGCUGCUGCUCUGGGCUCCACCGCCGGCAUCGCCAUCAUGGCGUCUCUGUUCGGAGCCGCGGGGGCGGGGCUUACAGGCUACAAGAUGAAGAGGCGUGUGGGCGAUAUCGAGCAGUUUGAGAUCCUGCCCCUGAGUGAAGGCAACCAGCUGCACCUCACCAUCGCAGUGACAGGCUGGCUGUGUGCGGGGCAGUAUGCCUCGUUCCUGGCUCCCUGGCAGGGCCUGUGUCAGUCCCGGGAGCAAUACUGCCUAGCCUGGGAGUCACGGUACCUGCUGGAACUUGGCAACGCGCUGGUUACCCUGCUGAACGGGCUGGUCAACAUGGUGGCACAGGAGGCUCUGAAAUACACUGUGCUGUCAGGUAUCAUGACUGCGCUGACUUGGCCUGCCUCCAUCCUGGCGGUCGCCAGUGUGAUUGACAACCCGUGGGGGGUUUGUCUGAGCCGCUCCGCAGAGGUGGGAAAACACCUGGCACAGGUACUGAAGAGCAGGGAGCAGGGUAAGAGGCCCGUGACGCUGGUGGGAUUCAGUCUGGGAGCGAGAGUCAUCUACUUCUGUCUGCAAGAGCUGGCACAGGACACAGACUGCGAGGGUGUAGUUGAAGAUGUUGUCCUGUUGGGGGCGCCGGUGGAAGGGGGCUCCAGACACUGGCAGCCUCUGACCAGAGUGGUGUCCGGCCAGAUCAUCAAUGGAUACUGCCGGGGUGACUGGCUCCUGGGGUUCCUGUAUCGUUCCUCCUCUGCUCAGCUCUCCGUCGCUGGGCUUCAGCCAGUCGACCUCGAUGACCGCAGGAUGAUCAACGUGGACCUGUCCUCUGUGGUGAAAGGUCACCUGGACUACAUGCGGCAGAUGGAGACGAUUCUGGUGGCUGUGGGAGUGAGAACCAGAGAGAGAGGAAGUGAGGAGCAGAACCAGGGGGGAGAUCCAGAUCCAGGCCUGGAGCAGAACCAGAGGGGAGAUCCAGAACCGGGCCUGGAGCAGAACCAGAGGGGAGAUCCAGAACCGGGCCUGGAGCACGACCAGGGGGGAGAUCCAGGCCAGGGGAGCGUGGAGACGGAGGGAGGGAGUGUCGAAGCGGACACUCUGUACGCCUGCAGCUCCGGGUGGGAGGAGGGCUGGGAUAUCCCAGACAUCUCCGAUAUUCUGAAAUCCUUGGAUAUGCAGCCGGAUAAUCAGGCAGUCUCGCCAGCCAGCUCAGAGCUGCCAGGAUCCCUGGGGGUGAGUCAGGGUGCAGUGCACAGCUCUGAACAGCAGGGGGCAGCGCACCUCACAGAGCAGCACAGCACAGCUGGCUCACAACUGUGCUCAGACUCUGCAGUGACACCCUCCAGCCAGCAGGGGGCAGUAAAGAGGACUGACUCGCACCCUGAGGAGGGUCUGCCAGACCUCAGCUCUAACACCCUGCGGCUAUAGGACAGUCUGGCAUUGCUGUCUGGGUUUGUGACUUUGUCACACGGCAGCUGGGGAACCAACCAAUGAGAAACAGCUUCCCUUGAGCGCCCUCUCUAAACAACGGCAGAAGAAAAGAUCGUUCUUGCAGCAUCAAAUCCCUGGAGCUGAACAGUAAAGGACUCUGCAGUGGUGAAGACACGGCAGUGAGGGGGGCUCUCUGCCAGCGCCUUUCCAGGCAGCUGGGUACAGCUGCUGUGUCUGAUUCGUUUAGCUCUGCUGAGAUGUGAAGAGCUAGUCUGUGUUCUGCAUGGUAUUAGCUGUAUAACAGCACUGUCACGCCUGUGAUGAUAUCCAGCUGGUGAUACUUUAGCAGCGAAAGUGCCAUUUUAUGGCAGGACAAAUGGAGUUUGAAUGGAAUUAGGGACCACAAACAGUGUUAUUAAAUAAAGUUUAUUAAAUUCA